AUGUUUUCUCAAGAACGGUUACCUUCACUCUUAUUAAUAGAAGAAGAGGAAGAAUACAUAUCUCAAACAUCACAUGAAACCUCUAGUUUGACUUCUACUUCUUACAAACUUUAUAAAUCUGAAGAAUCUUUCAGAACUGAUGAAGCAGAUGAUAAAAUUAGAUAUUAUAAGAUUUGUAUUAAAGAAUAUGAAGAAACCCAAGCUAGCUUUUAUCUAUAUUCUAAGUCAGAUAGUAGUACAGGUGAUUCAGAAGGUUCAGAUAACGAAUCAGAUAUUAGUAGUGGUGAUGAAGCUGAUAUUCUAUCAUCUGAGAAUAGGAAACAAUGGCAGUAUACCCAUAGAAAAGAACUGGAUGAUUCAAAUACAGUAAAGUAUUUACCUUCCACAAACUGUGAUGGACUUUUGGAAAAAAUACGUGCUGCAAUUUAUUUGUCUCUUGAUGAAUUAUGGGAUAUUCCUAAACGAAGUAAUACCAAAGCACAAGUUCAUGCAGAAUUAUUAGCAUUAAAAGCAAAACUAGUUAGCCAAAAUUAUAGUGAUACAGAAAGUGUAUUAAGUACUAUAGAAGAGGAUUGUGAUUCUUUUAGUGCUGAGUUAUGGGAUAAUGUAAACCAAGUCGCAAUCGAUAUUCUAACUUUAGAAGGAUAUCAGAUUAAGGCACAUUCAGAAACUCUUUCAGAAGAUGUUCUUAUAGCAAAAAUCCAUGAUAUACAUUGUGUUAGAAUUCAAUCUAAAACCAAACUUACUAAAAAUAUUCUCUUAAAAGCGAAAAAACUCCUUGUGAUUGGUUGUUUUUGUGCUAAUACUAGUCAAAUUGAUUUAAAAACUGCUACUAGCCAGAAAAUUACUGUAUUUAAUUCUUCCUUUGACUAUAGUAGAAGUAUAGCUGAGCUAGUAAUUACUAAAAUAAUUAUGCUGUCUAGACAUUUAAGUAAUCGUAAUAUCGAGAUACACCAAGGAAUUCAAAAUAAAGCACUAGUAGAAUGCUAUGAAAUUUGUAGAAAAACUCUUGGAAUUAUUGGUUAUGGUCAUAUUGGAUCUCAAUUAUCUAUUCUUGCUGAAUCUAUGGGGAUAGUUGUAUAUUUUUAUGAUGUAUUUCGAAUCAUGCUUUUAGAAACUGCCAAGCAAGUUAAUAACUUAGAGGAGCUUUUGAAACAAUCAGACUUUGUUACCAUAUAUGUUCCUAAGACUAAUAAAACCAAAAAUUUAAUUAGUGUCGCAAUUAACAUACUUUCAGAUGAUAUUAAUGAGUAUGAUAAUGAUGGGCUAAGAAUAUGCAAGAAUCUAAUCUUGACAUCACAUAUCAAAAAAGUACAAAAAUUAAUAGGUGUAGAAGUUGCAACUGCAAUUUUUAAAUACAUUAAUCUUAAACUUUCAAUUGGUGCUAUCAAUUGA
This is a messenger RNA of Scutellospora calospora, 1395 nucleotides long. NCBI's taxonomy places the organism in Eukaryota, Fungi, Glomeromycota, Glomeromycetes, Diversisporales, Gigasporaceae. The record is from the annotation of a GenBank genome assembly.